UUCAAAAGUUCAAAAUGUCAUGGUGAUUGAAAUCUACAGAUGUUAUUGUUUUAUUAUUUCAAGUUGUCCUGUCCUGAAAUAACUAAUACGAAGUAUCCAAAAAUUAUUGAUAGAGAACAUUCAUAAGAUUAGAGUUCCUAAGAAUCUACCGUACAUUCUUGAAGGAACAUCUCUUUGUGUACUUUGAACAGUCAUCUUCUUUUCACAAAAAUAUGGAGUUUCCUUCUCUCGGCGAACACUGCCAGAAGAAAGACUGUAACCAAACCGACUUUCUGCCACUCCAGUGUAAAUGCGGAAUGGUAUUCUGCCGCCUACAUUUUAAUGAUCAUUGUUUAUCAGGACAAUGUGAUUUGGCCCCUAAACCGAAAGAGGUUAACUUUGAGUGUGACGACCAGAUUUACAGGUGCUCGUCAAAAGGCUGUAAGAAGGGUAAUCUGCAUGAAAUGCUGUGUAAUAAGUGCAACAAACAUUACUGCAUAGAACAUAGGUUUCACCCAUCAUGUCCAGAAAUAGAUGAUGAAACAAUGUCAGCCAAAAUAGAACAAUUUGAAGCACCAAGACGACAGUUCAAAGAAGCUAAUAAGUUCCUGCAACAGAAGAUAACAGAAAAUAUAAGAAAAGCACUCCAAUCAUCUGCAAAAAUGAAAACUGCAUCGAAAAUCCACUUAAUGAGGAUCAAACAGAAAGCCCAAGGACCCAAAUCAAUACCAGUCACAGAUAGAGUAUAUUUUGCUAUCAAAAAACCUAUAGACUUACAACCAAAAGCAGUUAUCAUAGUUAAAGAUGAGAACAAUAUAAAAAACAUUGAGUCAUUGACUCUUGAUCCAGAUUUGAAGGAUACUGUUCCCUUGUUUAUUUCAAAAAAAUGGAGUUUAGGUCGUACAAUUGAUUCUAUAUGCGAUACAAGCAAUAUUAAGAAUGAUAAUAACAAAAUUGGUGAUACAAAACUGAGGCUGUUCAGACAAUUAGACGGUUAUUGUGUUAGCCCUUUAAAAAUGGAUGUGGAAAUUGAAGAAUUACUGGCAAGAGAGAUUUUAUUGGAGGGUGAUAAGUUAGUUGUAGAGUAUAUAGAUAAUAAUGUCAUAAAUACUAUUCAAGAAGAUAAUGCUCAGAUAUUUUUAAGUGUAUAGAUUACUUUAACUUUGUAUUAUAUUUAUUUUAUAUCCAUA
Molecule: messenger RNA, 1169 nt
Organism: Pararge aegeria (speckled wood butterfly)
Lineage: Eukaryota; Metazoa; Arthropoda; Insecta; Lepidoptera; Nymphalidae
Product: AN1-type zinc finger protein 1-like
Exons: 3
Coding region: 213-1130 (305 amino acids)
Cellular component (GO): cytoplasm
Source: RefSeq, a predicted model, not a curated record